Paramormyrops kingsleyae is the source of this 5181-nucleotide messenger RNA. It is a transcript of the gene bach1b, whose product is annotated as BTB and CNC homology 1, basic leucine zipper transcription factor 1 b. NCBI's taxonomy places the organism in Eukaryota, Metazoa, Chordata, Actinopteri, Osteoglossiformes, Mormyridae. The record is from RefSeq and is a predicted model, not a curated record. Gene Ontology annotation, molecular function: protein binding; RNA polymerase II cis-regulatory region sequence-specific DNA binding; DNA-binding transcription factor activity, RNA polymerase II-specific. Gene Ontology annotation, biological process: regulation of transcription by RNA polymerase II.
UUCUGUUUUAAACGUUCUUGAAAUUGUUCACCAGAGACAAGGCCCAUGGACAGAUACGGAGUGCUUCCUUCGGGUGACAUAAUGACAUUUAAUGACAGGCUGAAAACGAAGAACGAAUGACGGAAUAGAAAGCUUGCAAGAGAAGGCGCACAGAAGAGCGCAACAAACUGAUUACAGAUAAAGGCAAUUUCAUUGAAAGGGGCGGAAGUUAAGCUCCAGUACACUAGCUGACUUCGAACACGACCAAGGAUAGCGUUUCGGUGCGCGGAAAGGGGAACAUUUUGGUUAAUGUCACAUGAUUCCAGUUAGGGGAAAAAACGCCAGUCAAUCGGACCUUUAUUUGAACUGGACUGUACACAUACAAUAUUGUUUACACUUUAGGGGACGGGUCGAGAAUUAUUAAAGAUCGGGGCUUACGUUCUCUGAAAUUAUAUGACAGGGACUUUUUUUUAUCCAUCUGCCAAUGAGAGGGGGACGUUCACUUUAAAUCUUCACAGGUAGUGUAAGUCUGGGUGAAAGAAAUGUCGCAAUAAAUAAAAAAUGUAAUAUGAAUUUGCUUAAAGCGUUUGGUUAAAUUGUCUUAGAAUGAACAGCCGACGUUUCUUUAAUUUAUCGAAAAUGUCAUAAACUGGAAUUUGUACUAAUUUUACUUUUAUAGUUCUCAGCAUGGCAAGAGAAAGUACCACGUUAAAGCUAAAAGACAUGCUAUGUGUGCUGUUGCUUCUGUGCCGAUUGUAAUGUUUUUUACACGGAAACAGCAUACGCGGACGACACUAACCACUUAUAAACCAGUAAACUAAAACAGAGUUGAAUUGUACUGUUUUAAGCAUUUCGACUUACUCGCAGUGUCAUAAAAGGAGAAAAAUAUGUUGAUGUAUAGCAUAUAUACAUGCAUGUGUAUAAAAUAAGCGUAUAUAAUGCUCCUAACAGGCAUAAAUGAUUUUAAGCAUUUAUUGCACACAGGAGCAUGAUUUAUUCUUAUCUGUAAGCGCAGCUGCAUAGACUGGCUUUUGGAAAAGUGCUUGCUCAUCCUUUAUCAGCAGAAGCGCGUGAAUCAGCGGCUCGAGCUGUUGCACCGCAGCGCGCAGCCCGCGUGACGAGACAGAGCGGCGGUCAUCCGCUGCCCAGAUACACGCAAGGUGUAGGGAGACGUCCUCUUUUUUGAAUAUGGCUUAUUCACCCAGUUGUUUAUUUUAAAAUUAUACUGGGCCGUGUUGGUGACUACUGUUUAUUGAAGAAUUCAUACGAGUCUGGCUUUACUUGUCUAAUUGUUUUGGAGCCGUUUUGGAGGUAUUUUAUCAAAUGCAAAUUCCACUCUCGCCCGGGUCUACUUAAACAUUUAGCGUCUUUAGCAUAGUCUGUCUUACUCCGAUGUCCCAGAUAAUGUCUUUCGAGAGCCGCAAGACCUCCACGUUCACUUUCCAGUCUUCAGUGCACAGCACGCGGGUACUCCAGUACUUGGAUGAGCAGCGGCAGAAGGACGUAUUGUGUGACAUCACUGUAGUGGUGGAAGAAAGGAGUUUCCGUGCCCACCGCGCCGUACUGGCAGCAUGCAGUAACUUCUUCCAGACCAGGAUUGCCAGCCAUGCGGGGCAAGGGCUGGUCAUCACACUACCCAGUGAGGUCACAGUGGAAGGAUUUGACCCAUUACUGCAGUUUGCAUACACAGCAAAACUCCUCUUCACCAAGGAGAACAUCUUGGAGAUUCGACGAUGUGCAGCGAUCUUAGGUUUCCGCAACCUGGACAAAGCCUGCUUCGAGUUCCUGCUUCCCAAAUUUUUUGAUGACACAAAAAAUGAACAGUCAGUCUAUCGGAAAUCGUGGUGGAAGAAAAGAUGCUGCAAGCAGAAACCUCAGGGAGCCAAAUCCAGUAGCGUUGUGGACGACAAUGACAACGUUGAGGAUGUAGACAUCGAGUCUACCGAUGGUCCUCUGAAAGAGCCAGACAACAAACCGUGUUGGUAUGCCAGACCAUCCAUAAACGCAUGUGGCCACUGCAGCCCUAUCAAUCAGGAGAGGACACAGAAGGGGGACUUCCCCACAAGAGAGAAACCCUGUCUGGGAACCUGCCCAGGGCUGGCCAUUGAGAGCAACAGUGGACAAAGCAUCAGUGAAGACCUGGUCCAGUGCCAGCUGAGCCAAAGCAAGUCACACUCAGACCACAUGACACGUGAGAAGGAGGUUGCCAUGGCACCCAGCUGCCUCCAAGCACUUUCAGAGAACACUACUGCUACCAGCUUCAAGGAGAUGCAACAUUUGGGCUCUAGGCAUGAUGUGAGGUCAAGAGGAAUGAAAUUUAAAUGUUGUGUACUGGAUAGUUUGGAUACACCCUUCCAUAAACUCUCCCGUAAUGUUGAAUCGAUACAUCAAGGGUCUGUUGAUGGAUUGAAUUAUGUAAACUCCCAGAGUCUGACUCAGAAGAACAGGGAGAGAGAUCAGAGGAGCAGCAUUGAGAGGGAGGUAGCUGAACACUUAACUGCCUGGUCCAACUCGUGUGAGGCAAGCUGCUCCAUAGACCCCAAAAAGGAGGACUGCCCAUUUCUCCAGGAGCUGAGAGAUGGGAGCGCAUGGCUCCCUGAGUGUGAAAGGGCUACCAUUCCUGAGAAAAGCCCUUGCAUCUCCGCCAUCCAUUCGGGGGAGGACUCGGACGCUGACACAGAGGGAGACAGCGAGUGCUGUAUCAACGAGAGGGCUCGCAAGGUGCAGCUGCCUUAUUCAGUGGAGGAGAUCUCCUCCUUGAGUCGCAAUGAAUUCCAGCAGCUGCUGAAGGUGCGGCAGUUGACCCAGGAACAGAUGGACCUUGUGCACGACUCGCGGCGACGCAGCAAGAACCGCAUGGCUGCUCAGCGCUGCCGUAAGCGCAAGCUGGACUGCAUCCAUAACCUGGAGUGCGAGAUCGACAGACUGAGGUCUGAGAAGGAAAAACUCCUCCAGGAGCAGAAUCAUCUUAACCAGCUGAGGCUCAGGACCCGGCACAGUCUGUCAGACCUGUGCCAGCGGGUGUGCAGGGAAGCCAGGCUGCAGCCGGACCAGCUGGAGGUGCUGGCCAAAUACUCGUCACCAGAUUGCCCCCUGUCGAUGGUCAUGGCAAACAUGCCCCCCGUAGGACCCCCUAGACUGGACCGAGACCAUGUCCAGGAGUCCCUGAAAACGCAUCUCGUGGACCCCCCUGUGGACACCCCAUCGAUGAGGCCCCCAGAGUGCCCUGGAAGCCACCUGCCCGCAAUGCCCAGCUUAGCAAAAGCUCACAACUGGUCACUGGAUGGCACAUCCACAGGACACUGCCACCCUUAUGUCUUGGACACGAGGAGCAAGUCUCCCACUGAUUCAUGAAGAAACUUUUUUCAAAAAAAAAACUUUUUUCUUUUUUUUUUCUUGAAGAACAUGCGAGCAGUCACUAUGCCACACAACUGCCAGCACUCACCUUUCAAAGAAUAUGAAUGCAAAGUACACAAAAGUGUCCCGUGCACUGGACCGGACGGCAGAAUCACGGAACGUGGGGACAGGAAAUAGGAACGGGAGGCUUCUGUUUGAGUAGAGGAGGGGAAACGUGUUCAACAAAAAAAAAAGGGGGGGGCAACUUAAACGAUUGUUUCUGCAUCAGCACAAGUGAAAACAGAAGUUAAAAUGGGCAUUGGAUUGUGGGUAGAACUCAACAGGGAUGGGGGUUCUGGGCUGAACCAAAUCCUGUGUGACUGGUAAUAAGGCACAGUAGAAGUGAAUGAAUGUGCUCAUCCCCUGCACAGGACAUCCAUGCCUGACCGUCUUACAUUUACUAGGAAGAAUGCAUUCACAAGCUCCAUAUAGGAUAUUGUACUAUGUCCUUUUUUGGAAGGAAGUAGUAACUGUAUCCUUUUAUUGUAUGUUAUUGGAAGUCUUGCUUUGUCGUGUACAGUAUUAACAUGCAUUCCAUGCUCUUCCAAUACCAUUCAGAACCUCAUCAGGAGCAAUUUCCUGUAGGCGGAACUUAUUUCAUGGGUAGAUAUUAGCAGGCAGAGCCUUGAUAACCUGUCAGGAGAUGUGAUUGUCCUCUGGAUUGAGAGUAUGGUAAGGGUAAAUCAUAUCAUUUUAACUGUCAAACCCAGACUAUGUAAGCAGGAGGCGAUGAUCGGCAAACUUGGUUAGAGCGUGCCUGUGUAUCAGAACUGCCUAACUUCCAGGCGUGCCCUGGUCUUCGAUUACAGGGGGACGUUUUUUAAAUGUACAACCUCUACAGCCUCAGGUCCAACACACCAACACAUACCUCAGCAGGGCAGAGACUGCAUUUCCAGGUAACAAGGAUGAAUGUAAUUUCUGCACUCAGCAGAGCUGCAGAAGCUGCAAUAACAGUUACAAACAAGCCCUUUUCUUGGUGGCACAGCAUAACUAUCUUUCUUUAUCGAACUGAAUGAUGGUACGUUUUUUGACUUGAGGGCUCACAAUCCAACAUCAUGUAAGUUUCAGUCAUCAGCGAUCAUGUCGCCGUACGUUCUGUUGAGUGUCCACUGUGUGCAGGGGCACCGUAAAGGGGGGAAUGUUUGGAUGAUUCCAAGGGCGCCAGAGUGACAGGAGCCCUAAAACGUUUGUGACAUAAUUGUUUUGUUCUGGGAUAGGGGCCCAAUAAGAUAUGCUUUCCUUGGGUCCAAAACAUCUAAAGGGUGCCUCUGUCUGUGUUUCCUGCCUAGGGACCAGGCCAUGGGGACAGACUCUCCAUCAUUCCUCAGUAACUCAAUCACCUAUCAUUGUUUCUAUUUGCUGAAACAAUUAUUGAGAAGCUGUUUACUUCUGGGCUCUGUAAAUGUCUGAAGCGUAGAAGAUACAGGUUCAGAGAUGGUCUGUCUUGACUGCACCCACAAGACGAUUGUAUCUAAAGAAAGUCUUCACAAUUAUCCUGUUGCUAUUUUGAUUCUGCUUCCUAGUUUGGGUGCUAGAGGUGGGGGGUGAGUACAGAGUAAUGCUGAGUCGCACCCACCAAAAUAUUUAAUUGUGUCAGACAGAAGCAACAAAAAUCACAGUUAAGACAGCUUAUAAAAGAUUAUUUUAAAAAGUCAUGAAGUAAUUAAUCCUAGGAAUCCAGAGUAUUCCAGAAGGGUUUGACGUUUGAAGUUUGUUGACUUCCAGCUCCCAAAAAAGGUGACUAUAACAUUGCGACUGGCCUACUAAGUCUGUUAUGGUAAUGUCUCAGCUGGAGGGGGGGGGGGG